Geodia barretti is the source of this 1195-nucleotide messenger RNA. The record is from the annotation of a GenBank genome assembly. Lineage: Eukaryota; Metazoa; Porifera; Demospongiae; Tetractinellida; Geodiidae.
AGCCUUGCCUGUUAAUUGUCAUGGUAACGGAGACACAAGAUGGCGGAACAGGACCAGCCGCUGCUAACGGAGGGCGAGGGAGACGGCGCGGGGGCCGCAGAACCCCAGGGCCCAGUGCUAGACAUAGAUAUGAUUAUCAGUAGACUGCUGAGCUACAAGGAGAAGCCGGGAAAGCAGGUGAACCUGCCAGAGAGCCAGAUCCGCCAGCUCUGUGCCAAGUCACGUGAGCUGUUUCUCUCCCAGCCAAUGCUUCUGGAGCUGGAGGCUCCACUGGUGAUAUGUGGAGACCUACACGGGCAGUAUGAAGACCUCUUGCGAUAUUUCGACAAAGUUGGAUAUCCUCCCAACACCAACUUUCUCUUCCUAGGAGAUUAUGUGGACAGGGGGAAGAUGUCACUGGAAACAGUGUGUCUGAUUCUGGCCUACAAGAUGAAGUACCCGGAGAGUAUCUUCAUGCUCAGAGGCAACCACGAGAGUGCCAGCAUCAAUAGAAUUUAUGGAUUUUAUGAUGAGUGCAAACGACGCUACAGCAUAAAACUGUGGAAGACUUUCACUGACUGCUUCAACUGCCUUCCACUAGUGGCACUGGUAGAGGAGAAGAUACUGUGCAUGCACGGAGGGCUCUCACCUGACCUCCAUGACCUAAACCAAAUAAAAGAGUUGGAGCGUCCGUUGGAAGUCCCUGACAGUGGUCUAGUAUGUGAUCUCCUCUGGUCAGAUCCUGACAUGGAUAUCACUGGCUGGGGGGAGAAUGAUAGAGGUGUGUCCUAUACAUUUGGACCCGAUGUAGUCCAGACUAUGACCGAGAAGUUUGGAAUCGACCUGGUUUGCCGAGCACACCAAGUGGUUGAAGAUGGCUACGAGUUCUUCCAUAAGAGACAGCUGGUGACCAUUUUCAGUGCUCCCAACUACUGCGGUGAGUUUGACAAUGCCGGAGGUUGUCUCCAAGUCGAGAAAGACCUUCGCUGCUCAUUUGCCAUCGUACCACCGAGUCAGUCAGUGGAGGUAAAAAAGAAGUGAGAGGUGUCCUAGACCACCACUGAAAGCCACACACUGAAUCUGAAAAACAGAUAGAAUCUGUAUACGUUCAUCUAUCACAAUAUCAUCACUCAGUCACCCAGUCUGUUUGUAUUACACGGUAUAAACAAAGCAAUUGGAGGUGUAAUAUACCACCAUCAGUGAUUCAGUAACCUAU